AACGUCACACAUGGAGGCUGCUGUCUCAUUAAGCGAAGUUCAAUAUCCAAGAAAGUCUCCGAGCCUCCACUAUGGAUCUGGUUGUGAACGCGUUGGCCCAGAAUAAGAAAGCCGCUCUUCUGAUCGGCGGAGCUGGCGUUGCAGUUCUGGGACUUGGGCUUGGAUAUAAAUACCUGCGAGAGCCAGAAAAAGUUGUUGGUGUAGGCGUAGUGUCGCAGCUCCUUAUUCACCCUCUCAAGUCUGGCAAAGCGGUGUCUGUGGCUCUCGCAGAAUGCCAGAAAAUCGGUUUGAAGUUUGGAGAAAUGCAGGAUCGACACUGGCUGGUGGUGACGGAGGACGGUCACAUGGUGACGGGCAGACAGCAGCCUCGUCUGGUGUUGGUGUCUCUGACCUGCGAGGGAGGUCAAGGCCGUUUGAACGGGCCAAAUAUGGAGGAGCUGAGUUUCCCUAUCAAACAGCCCGACAAUCCCGUCAUCGACUGCAGGGUGUUUGGCGCUGACAUUCAGGGCCGGGAUUGUGGCGACGAAGCGUCUCACUGGCUCACUCGUUAUCUUGGGGCAGAGAAAACCUUUCGCUUGGUGCACUUUGAACCUCAGAUGAGGGCCAGGAGGCCGGUGGAGUGCGCGCCUCUUUUCUCACAACAUGAGAAAUCGGUGUAUGCAGAUAUCGGAGGUGUGAUGCUGCUGUCUGAGGCAUCUGUUAAGGAUCUCAGCAGCAAGUUAGAGAAGGAAGUCACUGUGGACCGCUUCCGCCCGAACAUCGUGAUAAGUGACUGUGAGGCAUUCGAUGAGGAUUCAUGGGAAGAGAUCCAGAUUGGCAGCGUGCGACUUCAGCGUGUAAUGUCAUGUGGAAGAUGUAUUUUCACCACAGUUGACCCUGAAACAGGUAUAAUCAACAGGAAAGAGCCUCUGGAGACACUGAAAAGCUAUCGUCUGUGCCAGCCGUCUGAGAAGCACAUCUACAAAUCGGCUCCGUUGUUUGGACAGCUGCACACUGUGAAGAAGACGGGGAUCAUACAGGUCGGCGACGUGGUGUACAAGAUCAGCCGUUGACAGGGGUCAGAGUGAGAAACGGGAAAGCGUGGCGUCAAAGUGUUCAGCCGCUUUUCUAAGGGAAGGAGAAAUCUUAGCACCGCCACUGUAAAAUCACAGAGUUAAUCCACUGAAGAAAGCAGUGAAAUAGAUGCACUGUAGUAUAAAUAAUUUGUAACAAAGACUAUCAGAGUUUUUGAAAUGAUGAGAUUCACAGAGAGACCAGCAAAGUUCUAAAUACACCAAUAAUCAAGUCAUUUUUUUUGUUUUAUACUGGAUUGUGUUACUUAUCAUUCCACUCAGCUGCUUCUCCGUCAGAUGGGCUGUUGUGUUGAAUUAAACACAUUUCUAACAACUGCA
This is a messenger RNA of Toxotes jaculatrix (banded archerfish), 1391 nucleotides long. RefSeq names its product mitochondrial amidoxime reducing component 1 (gene marc1). The coding region runs from base 72 to 1052 and encodes 326 amino acids. Gene Ontology annotation, biological process: nitrate metabolic process. The record is from RefSeq and is a predicted model, not a curated record. The transcript is spliced from 7 exons. Gene Ontology annotation, cellular component: mitochondrial inner membrane. Lineage: Eukaryota; Metazoa; Chordata; Actinopteri; Toxotidae. Gene Ontology annotation, molecular function: nitrate reductase activity; molybdopterin cofactor binding; pyridoxal phosphate binding.